AGCACACCAGGAGACAUUUCUCAAAGACACAACUCCCACUUCACUACACCGUACCCCAAACCAUCCCUAUAUCCCCUACAGCCGUCUCGCACGAUUCAGCUGUAAGCACACGCACACCCACUUCACCCUUUAUACACGCCCUGCACACCCACAGCAGCUAUGGAUCAGAUCAAGAAGCGCAUGGAGGCUCUCCGCGUCGAGGCGGACGAGAGUAGUGCUCGGGCCGAAGAGCUCAAGGCAAAGGUCAAGCAGCUCGAAUCGGAGACGACACAAAAGGAGCAGGAGAUUACGUCGCUGUCGCACAAGAACCAGGUGCUCGAGAGCGAGGUUGAGAAGCUCGAAACGCAAGUCAAGACCUACAAGGACGAAGCUGGUGCGGGCGCUCAGGCCGGCACCCAAGCCGAGAGCCUCCAGCGAAAGAUCCAAGUUCUUGAGGAAGAAGCUGAGGAAUCGGACAGGACGAUUCGCGAGCUCAACGAAAAGCUCCGCCAAACCGAUGUCAAGUCGGGCCACUACGAACGCAAAGUCCAGGCUCUCGAGCAGUCCCGCGACCAGUGGGAAACCAAGUACGAGGAGAUGGCUAAGAAAUACGCCGACACCAAGAAGGAGCUCGACGACUUCGUCAAGGAGAUCGGUAACAUCUGAUCUCCCUGCCGCCGAUCCUUUGCCGUGGUUGACUGUAUCUAGCCGAGUUUUGAGUCGAGCGUCGUUAUCGUCCGUGUACGGAAUUCGAUAUCGAGCGCGUGCGACAUGAAUGGUAGUUGUGGUCGAGGAUGAUAGUCGCGCGCUGUGGAGCUUAGACAGAAGGACCAGAUUUUACAUCACAUCCCCUACCCCUACCCUAUAUAUCUGUUUCGUUUCCCGCAGUGGCUUGCUGAGCGGGCUUGUUCGCUUUAGAUAAUCCCUGAGCGAAUGCAUUGUUGGUCGCUUCUGGCAAUACAUCCCUUUAAUCUGAAA
Molecule: messenger RNA, 957 nt
Organism: Pyrenophora tritici-repentis Pt-1C-BFP
Lineage: Eukaryota; Fungi; Ascomycota; Dothideomycetes; Pleosporales; Pleosporaceae
Product: tropomyosin
Source: RefSeq, a predicted model, not a curated record